Pseudogymnoascus verrucosus is the source of this 1368-nucleotide messenger RNA. RefSeq lists its product as uncharacterized. NCBI's taxonomy places the organism in Eukaryota, Fungi, Ascomycota, Leotiomycetes, Thelebolales, Thelebolaceae. The coding region runs from base 229 to 1335 and encodes 368 amino acids. The transcript has 3 exons. The record is from RefSeq and is a predicted model, not a curated record.
CAAGGAUCGCAAAUGCCACCAUUGCUGCCCAGUGAGAGCUGAGAGAUUGUGUCGGUGAUGCUCUUCAAGAGCCGCUUUCCCCAAAAGUAUGGGUGUCCAGGUUGUAGCCUUGUCGAUUCCAAUAUCUUGCUACCCCCCCUCUGAAUUGUCGUCGCAUCAGCUACUAUAGUACAAUCAUGAGAUAUCCCCAAACUGAGGGAGUUAUUGAGCCAGGACGCCUCGCUCACCAUGUCUCUAUCACCUCCAGAAUCAGUCCGAAGACCGAGUCAAGCGCCAGCUUCGGCUCAAGACACAAUCCAAACUACACCACUGGAUUGGUCAUCAACCGCACCGUCUGCACCGCAAGGUUCCACGAAAUCCCUACUUGAAAAAGAAUCAAAUAUUCUAAGCACAGAUGCUACUACGAAUGUUUCAACAGCAAGUGAUCCGACUAAUGCUCUGACUUCAAGCGACUCGGCUCUAAAUGAGCCAACUGAGCAAGAAAUUGCGGAGAACCCCUGGAAAUACAUUGGCUAUCCGCAAUUCUCCCGAUGGGUCGCCUCAGAUCAAGCAUGGUUUAUCACCCGACGUUUCAGCACCCUUAACGCUCGAGUAAUACUUUUACUUCAAGACAGAAUUGUCGAGCUCGAGGAUAAACUUAACGCUCUGGAUGAGGUCUAUAGUCUGCCCCGUAAUAUUAUCGGCGACGAAGACUUGACGCACAAUGGCUCUUUUCGAAUAGACCGCGAGUCUCAGCGGACAACGGUGUUAAAUGAUCUAAGUAAAGCAUUGGCCCAAUAUAACUCCUUUGUCAACGAAUACUCGCAACUUGCGUCUCGUCCAUCAGUGAGAAUGGAUGACGUGAAGGCCGUGCGUCAGUGGCUAGCUAACCACGAAUCUGCUAUUGACGAUCUUGAGGCUGCCUAUAUCAAUGAAAACCACAACGAUGACCUCAUCCCCGUCCACCCAAAACCACGAUCCUGGUUUAGAAUGGUCCUUGAGAAAUCAUCUAUACUACGCCAUCGCCCACUGAAACGGUUCCUUUCACGAGAACCGUCUGACCCCUUGAUAAAGAAGAAAGAUGAGGGACAAACUGUAUGGCAUAAUGAUCGGCGCGUCGAACGUCUUUCUGCAGUCGUUAUUGGCAUAGUUGGACUUUCGAUGCUAAUUGGACCGAUCUGGGCAUUGUAUGAAGUGGAACCUAGUAAUAAGAGGCUGGGUAUUAUUACUGGGUUUAUUGUGGCUUUCUACAUUCUCGUAGUAAUUGCAACUACGGCGAAGUUGUUUGAGAGCCUGGCAGCCGUGGCGGCGUACUCGGCGGUCUUAAUGGUGUUUAUGCAGAUACAAAAGCAAUGACUAUUUCUAGUUUUGUUCUUAGCUAUAAUGGGG